ACAUGCGCCCUUUGCCUCCUCACUCCAGCAGGCAGGAAACCUACAGGAAAGAGCUCGGUGCUGCCGCAGCCGCCUGACUCUUGUGUCUCGUCCACACCGUACGUAUAUCCAGACUGUACGGGAGCGGGAGGGAAGAUGGCGACGCUGGGAAGCAGCAGUGACUCUCAGCCGUUCUCCAGCCAGCUCCCCGCCAGCGCCCUGCUCCAGCCCCAGUACCCGCCGCACCAUCACCACCACGGACCUAUCACCGGAGUCACCAACUUCAGCCUCAGUCUGCCCGUCAACCGGGGGCUGGAGAGGGCACUGGAGGAGGCGGCAAACUCCGGCAUCCUCAACCUCAGUGCCAGGAAGCUGAAGGAAUUCCCCAGGACUUCGGGCAACCAUGACUUGUCCGACACCGUGCAGGCAGAUUUUUCCAAGAAUAGACUGACAGAAGUUCCAGUAGAAGUUUGUCAUUUUGUGUCACUUGAAGCUCUUAACCUAUACCAAAACUGUAUCAAAGUUAUCCCUGACACUUUAGCAAAUUUAAAAAUGCUGACUUAUUUGAAUAUAAGUCGAAAUCAACUCUCCUCAUUGCCAGCCUGUGUAUGUGGUCUUCCUCUAAAAGUCUUAAUUGCAAGUAAUAAUAAGCUUGGAUUUCUGCCAGAGGAAAUAGGUCAGCUACAGCAGUUAAUGGAGCUGGAUAUCAGUUGCAAUGAAAUAACAUCUUUGCCACAACAAAUAGGUCUACUUAAGUCUCUGCGCGAAUUAAAUGUAAGAAGAAACUAUCUGAAAGUUCUACCUCAGGAAAUAGUAGAUCUUCCCUUGGUAAAAUUAGAUUUCUCCUGCAAUAAGAUCCUGAUACUACCACUUUGUUUUAGAAAAAUGGUGCAAUUACAAGUAUUAGUACUUGAGAAUAACCCACUACAGUCACCUCCUGCACAGAUUUGUAUUAAAGGCAAAAUACAUAUAUUCAAAUAUUUAAGUAUACAAGCUUGUCAAAUUGAAAAGACAGGAGAUGCGUUUUAUCUUCAUGCCAUUGAGAGGCCUAUUCUGCAGCAACAUGCAGAGGAAAGCAUUGAAGACAUUUUCCCAAUAAAGAAGGACUCUGAUUCUGGUGUGGGCAGUGACAGUGGAGAAAAGCGUUUAUCAGCCAUUGAGCCUUGCGAUGAAGACUCUACCAGUCCGAGUGUGCCAAUGUCUGAUAUUUUGGAGGAAGAAAAUUUUGCCAAAGAAGAUUUAGAUCAGCAGUUUAGUAAUUCAGUAAAAGGGGAAAGUCAUCAGAAUUAUGUCUUGAACGCUCCUGUCGAGUCAGAAAAGUGUCAGUACAAAAUAGAUGCAGAUGCCAACCUCACUGAAUUUAUAAGCUACAACCAGGAUGAAACAGCUGAUUUCGAUGAACCUUUGCAAAUACAGGAAGACACAACAUGGUCUAUACACCAUAACAAUACUAGUUCAGAAAUUAAAGAAAUCAAUUCAGGAAUGAUAGACCAGUUAAGAGAAGCAGUUGAUAUGCUACAAGACCCUACAAGGCUAAGAAUGGAAAUUGAAGAUAGUACAGAGCUGUACAGUUUACAGACUACCCCAUCUAAUGUGAAUAGGUCUACAGUAAAUGGCCAAGUAGAAUUACAGAUGUCUCCAAUUCUGCAGAAUGAGAUGAAUGAGACUGAAGCUUGUUAUAAUUCCCAGGAAGAGGCAGAAGAUGGCUCCCCUACCUUGUCCCCAGUACACAGCAGCACAGCCUUUGGUUUAAAACCUCGAUCUGUUUUCAUUAGACCACAGAGGAACUUGGAGGCAAUAGAUCCCCAGUUUACAAUGAGAAGAAAAAUGGAACAGAUAAGAGAGGAAAAGGAACUGAUGGAUAGUCUUCGGGAGAAUAUUGAAAUAAGAUUAAAGAUCUGCCUCCCUGAAGACCUAGGAUGUGCUUUGAUGGAUGGAGUUGUCCUAUGUCAUUUAAUUAAUCAAAUCCGCCCUCGGUCAGUAGGGAGUAUCCAUGUGCCCUCUCCAGCUGUUCCUAGGCUUAGCAUGGCCAAAUGCAGAAGAAAUGUUGAAAACUUUUUAGAAGCAUGUAGAAAAAUGGGAGUACCUGAGGAGAAACUAUGUUUACCCCAUCACAUUCUAGAAGAAAAGGGCCUGGUGAAAGUGGGCGUCACUGUUCAAGCACUGGUAGAUGUCACCACAACCAAGCAAGCCUUAUUUCUAUGAAACUACUGCAUCUUGUUUCAUCUGACUGUAAGACCUUGUCUUCGAAAAGGCUCUCUAAGGGGAAAAAUAAAUGUUGCCUCAGCCUAUCACAUUCCACAAAGAGGGAGCAAGAAGCGAAAUUUGCACAAAAAGGUUAAAGUCUACAUAAACUGUAUAUAUUCAACCCUUACUACAUAGCAGUCAAUGCCUAUACAUCUAUCUUAGUAGUGAUGGGACAGAGCAGCAAACACUGUUCCACGUACUGAUGUCUUUGCUGGUUCUGUUCACUUCAGGUCACAUUGCACUGUAUUUAUUUCUAUAGCACUAGCCAUUAUUUGCAACCCCCAAACACUAUUUGCUGCUUUAAUUCUUAAAAAAUUUGGAAUGGCCAGAUCUAACUUUAUGUAUAUUUUGUUACCAUGUACUAUAGUUCACUGGAUUGUUAUGUCACGGAAUACUAAGGGUAUAAUGCAGUGGUCUUCAAACUGUGACCCUCCAGAUGUUGCAAAACUACAAUUCCCAGCAUGCCCGGACAGCCGUUGGCUGUCCGGGCAUGCUGGGAGUUGUAGUUUUGAAACAUCUGGAGGGCCACAGUUUGAAGACCGCCGGUAUAAUGUAAUAGUUGAAAUGGAAUGUUCUGAAUACCGUAAUAUUUAUCCUCCAAAAUAGGAAUUGUACUACAAACCUGUCACUAGAGACGAGCGAACUUACAGUAAAUUCGAUUCGUCACGAACUUCUCGGCUCGGCAGUUGAUGACUUAUC
This is a messenger RNA of Hyla sarda, 2925 nucleotides long. RefSeq names its product leucine rich repeats and calponin homology domain containing 1 (gene LRCH1). The transcript is spliced from 19 exons. The record is from RefSeq and is a predicted model, not a curated record. Bases 136 to 2184 code for a protein of 682 amino acids. NCBI's taxonomy places the organism in Eukaryota, Metazoa, Chordata, Amphibia, Anura, Hylidae. Gene Ontology annotation, molecular function: protein binding.